This is a messenger RNA of Lineus longissimus, 6601 nucleotides long. Its product is annotated as extended synaptotagmin-2-like. NCBI's taxonomy places the organism in Eukaryota, Metazoa, Nemertea, Pilidiophora, Heteronemertea, Lineidae. Bases 79 to 2451 code for a protein of 790 amino acids. Gene Ontology annotation, molecular function: phosphatidylcholine binding; phosphatidylinositol binding; calcium-dependent phospholipid binding. The record is from RefSeq and is a predicted model, not a curated record. The transcript is spliced from 18 exons. Gene Ontology annotation, biological process: lipid transport. Gene Ontology annotation, cellular component: extrinsic component of cytoplasmic side of plasma membrane; endoplasmic reticulum membrane.
ACCUUUAACUGGAAGUGGAUGAAAAUAUGAGUAUCAAAAGUGCUGCAAACUCCGAAUAAUCGGUCCGAAAUUUUAAUCAUGCCUGCUCACGUUGAAGAUAAGUCCCAUCAGAAGCCAGAGGAGCAACGCAAUACGUUGUUGCACCUUCUGGUGCUUUAUUUCAAGCUUGUUGGUUUGUUGCUUGGAGUUUGGGUUCUUGGCUAUGUUGGAUUCAGUGCAAGUUGGGUGUUCAUUGGACUAUUCAUCUAUAUGUUCAAUGAUAGAUUCAAGAAAAAGAAACAGUUCCAGAUAGAAAUUGCGCAAGCGCUUGCAAAGGACGAGAAGAAAGUGAUACAGGCGAGAGUUGAGGACCUUCCCUCGUGGGUGUUCUUCCCCGACGUGGAGCGGGCGGAAUGGGUCAACAAGAUCUUGGAACAGAUGUGGCCGUACAUUGGAGAAUUGACAAAAAAUAUCCUGGUGGAGAAAGUUCAGCCACAAAUCAUCGCCAAUCUACCAAACUCGCUCAAAUCAUUCAGAUUCGUCAAAAUAGAUUUGGGAGACAUCCCUCCCCGGAUAGGUGGCGUGAAGGCAUACAUAGCAAACGUGAAACGAGACGAGAUUGUGAUAGAUGUCGAUCUCAUAUAUGCAAGUGAUGCUGAUAUCAAAAUUUCUCUAAAAGGUCUCAACGCUGGUAUAAAAGAUUUACAGAUCCGAGGUGACCUCCGUGUGAUACUGCGGCCGCUCAUUCCAGUGCCGCCGUUAAUAGGGGGCGUAACUGUCUUCUUUUUAACAAACCCGCGUGUCGAUUUCAACUUGACGGACAUAGCCAAUGCCCUGGAUAUUCCAGGAUUAAGUGAUACCCUACGGAGCAUCGUCCAAGAUCAGAUCGCAGCGUUUUUGGUGCUCCCUAACCGAAUCCCCAUCAGCCUUGCCGAGAACAUCUCCCUUUCGAAGCUCAAGCACCCAAUGCCCCAGGGCGUGUUACGCAUGCAUGUCAUUGAGGCGAAAGAUUUGAGAAAAGCAGAUAUUAAUGUAUUCGGCAAGGGCAAGUCUGACCCUUACGCAGUGCUACAUGUUGGGGCAUUGACUUUCAAGACGAAAGUGAUUCCGAACACCUUAUCACCCAUGUGGAACCAGUUCUUUGAGGCUGUGAUAGAUCAGAGAAGCGGGCAGAUUCUACAGUUCGAGGUCAUGGAUGAAGAUCAAGGCACCGAGGACGAUUUCUUGGGAAGAGGUACUGUUGAAAUUGAGAGCGUGGCAGACCGAGGGAUGCUGGACUCGUGGAUUCCUCUGGAUGAAGUCAAGACCGGUCUGGUGCACUUCCGAUUGUCUUGGUUACACCUGAGUGCAGAUCCAUCGAAAUUGGCUGAGUCUAUCCGUCAGGUGCGUGCGGCCCCGACCGCAGGACUCUCUGCUCCACUCUCCUCCUGUCUUGUGGUAGUGACCGUCGACUCCGCCAGUGGUCUACCGAAAAGCCGAAAAGGCCUAGAGGAGCCUAACCCCUACGCCGUGUUGAACUGCGGUGGGAAACAGGUCCAGACCCGCAUCGUCGAGGGCACCAUCGACCCCAGGUGGGAAGAGAGCUUCAACUUCCUCAUCAACGACCCUAACUUGCAAAACUUGGAUGUGGAGGUGAAGGAUAAGAAGAGCGGGCGUCGCCUCGGUACGAUGAUGCUCCCUCUGAAACUCUUACUGUCAGAAACGAACAUGACGCAAGAACAGCCCUACCACCUGCAUUGCGAUAGUGACCCGGACGCGCAGAUCACCAUGAGAGUUGUUCUGAGGGUUCUCACGUCAGAAACUCCACCUGACUUUCACGAAACGACCGAGAAUCUGUUAAAGCCCCCAACGCCUUCCACGUCCACGCCAACAAAAUCUGAACCAAUCGAAUCAACGUACGAUGUGGUUGAUGCACCGAUACCGGAGGAACCCAUCAAGAUGCCCGAGCCUGAUGCGCAUUCGAAUAACGUUGACACCGGCAUGGAGAUUCGCAAACGGAAGUUAGAAAAAGAGCCUUCUAUAAGUUCGGCAGGAAUUGCCGGCCUGGGCAAAAUUCAGGUGACGAUUAGAUACAGUCCUCAGAGGAAUCGUCUUAUUGUUGUUGUACACAAGUGUGUAAAUUUGAUGCCCUGCGACUCGGACCACCUCGCCGACCCGUACGUCAGAAUCUAUCUUCUGCCAGAGAAGAAUACGCUUGGGAAACAGAAGACGAAAGUGAUAAAAAACAACUUGAACCCAAUUUUUGAUGAAACAUUCGAAUUUGCGGUGAACCAGCAGGAUCUGGACACACGGACGUUGGACAUAUCGGUGAAGAACUCGGUGGGCAUGUUCUCCAAGAGCAGACGGAAUAUUGGCAGCGUUUUCAUUGACCUGAUGAAGUUUGAUCUCUCGAAGGCUGUCACUGAAUGGUAUGAUCUUGAAGAUUCCCAACAUGCUAAUGCCAGCUCAGUGUCAAUUGAAUCAUCUUUAUAAUGCCACCUACCAUCCCUCCAAGUUGACGCUUCCCAAGCCUUUUACCAUAUCAUUCAGAGUAGUCCAUGUGUACUAUAGGGGUGAUAACUGCUGCAAUAUUGAGAAGUUUUUCUGGCCAAAUAUAUUUUGCCUUCCCUCCAAGUUGACUCUUCCGAAGACUUUUCCAUAUGGUUUAGGGCAGUCCAUUGUGCCCUAUAGGGGUGAAAUGUGGUCAAAGUUAUUUCUUCCUUUGCCUUUUCAUUUCAUUACCAAGUGUUCAAGGUGGUCCUUGUACAUUUUGGGGGUUAAAACUGCUGCAAUAUGUGAAGUAGUUUUUUACUUGAAACAGUACAGUAGUAUGCAUCAUAUUGUUUUCAUUCAAUUCCAUUCCACAUUUGAAAAACUGACUGGAGACGUUUUCUGGGACACUCUGUAGGUCACAAUGUACAGGGUGGCCCAGAAUUAUUUUCCCUUGCACAAUGAAAUUCUAUUGUGUAUUCGCUGUGUUAGGGAAAAUGAUUCUGGACCACCCUGUAGUCUCCUCAUGUUGUUUGAUUGUGUUGGUACAUUUGUGAUGCAUACCACCACUGCCCUCUACAUGGGAACUCAGUAACUAUAAAAGAGUGGCACGAUAUCAUAAAUCAACUCCUGCUUCUCCCAGAUGAAUCUUCUGCAAAAUGAGAAUAUUGUUGUCUAAGAGUAACAAUCAUAGUGACAGAUCAUGAGUCGGCAGCAAGUUUGUAAAAAGUGAAUUAUAUAUAUAUUUUUUGUACAAUUGUAUGUAUUGGUGUAGAUGAACAUUUAACUUAUUCAAGAAUUGUAUUGUAUUACCGAUAGUUUUAGCUGAGGUGUUUUUAGUUGGAUUAAAGAGGGAUUAUAAAAGUUCUGUAUGAAAUAAGUUGAAACAUUAUUCUUUUAUUGACAUUUUCUGGUUGAGUCAGACAGUUUCUGAUCAGAAUACUUGUAACAAUUUCUGAGAUUAAAAGUCAAAUUUCAUUGUUGAGGCUUUGAAAUCACUUGGUGAACAAGGCCAUUCGGCUGGCUGUUUCCGCUUUGUGAAGCGGGUGUGGAUUUCUCAAGGAGUAUAUCAAUUGGCUCAGGUGUUACUGUAUGUUACUUUUGGUUGGUUUCUGAGGGGGCAUGUUGGGCUGUAAUUAACUGGGCAUAGAACUAAUUGGGUAUGGUGUUCACCUUUUGCCAUAUUCAUAUACUUUCAGGUUUGACCUUCAAUCUGAGGACCGAGAUGAUAAGUCUGUCGAUUCCAUUGUCCCUGAUAAAGAUAAAGAGACUAUCAUUUAAACUCUAAAUGUGCUUCUGGCCAGGGCAUUGAAAUCUGCAAUAAAUUAACCUAUGUGUCACUUUAAGAGUUCUUCCAAGUGGAUUUGAAUCGGAGGUGUGCAUGUUGACAAGAACAUUUACAAUGAGGACAAAAGUGUCAUAUUUUGUAAAAAAUGUUCCGCUCCUCUUACCACCGCUAAUUAGAGUUUUCAAUCAUAAAUGUGCUUAAUUUGUCCAAUACUUUAUAGUGUUGCUUUACAUGUUUAAUUUGCUUCUGCUAGUAGUUCAAAAUUCACAAAAUUACAACAGAAGUCACUGCACAAAAUUUGGAGCCACGUGUAACAAAGUCCCCAAACCAUCUUCCUGCGCCCAGUUAAUGCUGCUGUACACUUCUUCAACUUCAAGGUAGACACCACUUGUCAAAAAUGACCCUUCCAAUUGUUAUGUUCACAUACCUGUUAUGCAGUAUCGUUAUAGAAAGUCCAGUGCAACUAUAAAUACUUUAUCGAUUAAUCCAGUAGUUUAUUAAAAAGGCUGUAUUCAACAUGCCUAUCACCCAUACAUGCUUAUCGUUAGCUUAUGGAUGAAGCUUUACCUGGUUCUCUACCAGUUACCAUAUAAAAGUAGAUGCGACGUGAUGUUGCAAGCACUGCUUAGUGCACUAAAAGCAAUUCAGUUUAACAAAAAUAAUCGCGACACUGAAAUGAAAUAAAAGUUCCUCCCUUGGCCUAAGCACCUUUAGAAGCCUUGUUUUGUCCCUGUCUGAAAUUUUGACACGACCUUUGAUGCAUGUCCUCAAUCCUUGGCUUUCCAUCUCGGUGUGGUCCAGUCGCCAAUCAUAGUCUUUGUGAGCAUUUUAUACCAACCCCUACAACGGUCGAGUUGCGCAAGAGGUGUGAAUUGAUUUCUCAGUCGGUGUCAGUCACUGUCUCAUCUGAAUUGAAGAAUACAUCGCCGUCUGAGACCGAAUGAAUUAAAAAUAUAAACAAAAUCUGGCACUUUUAUUUUUUUCAAGACGUGUCAUCUGUUCCAACCUGUCACAAUCCUGAUGAACGGCAAUGUGGACUGAUAUUCAACUUGACAACAAAAUGAUUUGAAAGUCCUUUACCUUUUUGAUUGCCCACGGUCAAAAGUGCUCAUAUGAUUAUUAUUGGCCUCCUGAUGCAUGAUUUUAAGUUCGAACUUUACUCUGUGUACCAAAAGCACUUUAGAAUUGACCAGAUAUUCAUCCUAAAAAGCAGGGGCUGUUCGCUGAAUGUUCAUUUGGUCAGUUCUGAUUGUUACUACUUUUGGGACACGCUGUAUAUUAUUACACAUUUUUUGGUACACCCUUCAUACCAUUACUGUCUGCCUCUUAACAUUUAUGCUUUGGUGAGGUGAAGGGGGGCCUUGUAUAUUAUUAUCAGAGUUCUUGAAUGGGAGGCAUAGGCCCAAUUUCUGGGCCACAAUGCCUAAAUGAUGAUGAUGAUAAUGAUGAACAAGUACAUGUACUGUAUAGUGCAUGCACGGCAUGGCAUGGCAGUUCAAAGUAAUAUACUGUGCCACCAGAAAUUGACAAUAGGCUGGUGAAAUCCUUUUUGGGUUGGUGAAAUCAAGGGGCAAGGGGCGAAAGGCUCUCCUCAAUUUCAUCAGCCCACAAAAGAUUCUGGCAAGUCUGUUGUCAAUUUCCGGCGGGAACCGAUGGGUGUGUCUAUUUGAAUCACCGCACUGAAAUAGACUAGGACUUUUCCUUCUCUGUUUUUUUUGUUACGGCCUGUAUGUAUUGAUGAGAUUUGAAAGAUGAUAACUGUACAGUUCCCAUCACAAUCGAGAUACCCUCUUCUCCACGUCAGCAGUACGACCUACACUCUAGUGCAGCAUAUGCUGUACCUGUGCAGCAUAUGCUGUACCUGUGCAGCUUACACAUUGGUUGCAUGCAAAUUGCUGUGUAGGUUUGCAAAACAUGCAUAGAUCAUACGGUUAUCCCAUUGUAAGAAGGUGCGUUUAAGGUGCCCACAACUUACAUAGAUUGUGGUUCGAGCGUUCAGGCAACCUACUGCAGGAUUGUGAGUUUCGUAUACAUCGAGCAUAGCAUACACACAUUUCAGGAUGUCAAUUGUGAUUGGGACUUUAUGGGUUUUUUUUCAAUGAGAUUUCCCACCGGUUUUCUUCUAAGGUUGUGUUGUAGGGUAAUGAGAACUAUUGCAUGGGACUCUAUCAUUUUGAAAGGUUUGCUUUUCAGGAAUAUUUAUCUUAUUUCGAAUGUAUUGAAUAAUUUGUGGUAUUAAGGGUAGUAAUGAAUUUGUGCGAUAUUUAUUAUAAAUGUAUAUUUGGUUGAUUUGGGGUGAAACAUCAAUUGGAGUGCUUAAAUUGCAUUUGUGUACUCAUGAGGUUUGAUUACGCUGCUUGUGCCAUAAGGCACCUAUUCCAUAGAGCUAUACCCUAUACUAUACUAUACGCGAACAAUAGUUUCAUGGUCAUGCACCCUUUGUGAAGCCAUUGUUCGCGUAUAGUGUAGUAUACCGUAUACCUCUAUGGAAUAGGUGCCUAAGAGAUUAACCACCAAAACUAUGUGCUAAAAUUGUUGUCGCCUUCAGUGUAGCCACAAUGUUUAAGAAGUAACCUAAAACUGGUAGCAAAGUACAUAUACAUUUAGGCAGGUAGUUAGAUUUUAAAAAUCUGUAACAAAUUCUCAAUUUUAUUUCUGUUUUAAAAAUGGCAAAUGUGGGAGAGCCCACUAUGCAGACAAAAUAAUUGGUGUAGCCUUCUGUCUACCAAGAAUCAUGGUACUCAAUUUUUCUGUAUAUAACCAAUGUGUGAAGAGCUCUAGUUUCAAUUUACGCUCUGAUUUGUUGCCACUGUAGAUUAUUUAGUAAAUUUUAUUGUGUAAAUAAAAUGAAAUGUAAUGUCUAAA